AGAGAUUGUGGUUGGUGCUGGCAACAAAUUUUUGUCCAGCCACAAAGACACAAGUCCCAAACUGAGAAGAUCCCUUCCACGGUAACAAACCUCAAAAACAAAAGGACUACUGAGGGUUGUAAUACAAAAUCGGGAAAUAUGAGAAGGCGUGCACCUUCUCUCCUGUUCUGGGGAUCUGUCUUACUGCUUUACAUUGCGGCAACACCAAAUCUACCGUUGGCUUCUGAAACAAAAUGGCUCAGCCAUAUUUGCGAAAAUACAAUCAAGAUUGAAAAAUCUACAACAGCCAAAUGUUCUGAAUUCUAUACCAAAGUUUUAGAAGGAUAUUUUCUGAAUCGAACUGCAUCAGAACUAACAAAAGUCAGCACUUCUGAGUUACAAAGAAAACUCCUUCAAUGGCAGAAGCUCCCUGCUUCCAGCCCUGUAUGUGUUUUCACCAAACACGAACUCAAGAAGACUGAAUCCUGUUGUGAUGGUUACGAAGGGGACAAGUGUGAGAUCCCUGUGUGUUACCCGCCCUGCAGAAAUGGUGGUAAAUGUGAUGAACCUAAUGAAUGCACCUGUCGUUCAGACUUUGGAGGGUAUCGCUGCGAAGAUAGAAUUUCUGAUGUGUCCCAUUCCAUGGGUUACUGUUACAGCGGAAGCCAUUGUUUCGGAGAAAAAGCCAAACACAAAGAAAACAUAGUGUACACCUUUGCUGAUUGUUGCCAGGGAAACAAGGCUAACAGCUGGGGCCUCACCAAUUCCAAAUGCAUUCCUUGUGAAAUCACUGGAAACUCAACCGCAAAAGAUGUUGUCAAAAAGAUGCAUACCCUUCCAUUUGCCACUUGCCGAAAUUUUGGACCAUACAGUUAUCGAACAUUUGAUGGUGUUCUUUAUGAUUUCUCUGGGAACUGUAAAUAUACAUUGGCUGUAAAACCAGGACUGUGGAGCAUCGAUUUGACCAUUCAGAACUGCUCUCGGCUUGAAACUUGCAAAAAGAGGCUGGACAUAAGAUUCAGUGAGACCAAGAUCACAGCAAAUGGCCAUAAUAUCCUACUGGGCACACACAAGUUAGACUUGUCUGAUUCACAGUAUUUUAAUGGUACAAGUAUUGUGCUGAAAGACAACUUUGUGCAUAUUGAAAACUCUGCUUUGGGAUUGAAACUAAAAUUCGAUAAUGAAUCUUCGGUGUAUGUGACUCUCCAAAACAGUGCUAAAUCUAAGAACAUCAAAGGAUUGUGUGGAAGCUACAAUGAUGACCCUAGUGAUGAUUUCAUCACACGAGAGAACAAAAUUGUUAGCAGUUCAGAAGAGUUUGCUAAUUCCUACAUAAUUCCAGACAGUCUGAACCCAUGUAUCCCCACAGAACGUUUCCCAAGACAGUGCCUCAACAAAUUCCAGGAACAAACUGCAAUUCGGAUGUGUAGCAGUAUUAAGUCUCAUAAGUUUGUUCGUUGCCAUAUGAAGGUGAACGUAAAUCACUGGUUUGACCUUUGUGUCAACUACGUCUGUAAUGCUGAUAUAAAUGCUGAUGAAGCUUUGCAGGCAGGAAUCUGCAGGAUAUUCUCAGCCUAUGCACUAGAAUGUUCUAACGAAGGUGUAAUCGUUCAGUGGAGGACACAAGAACUUUGCCCAAAAAGUUGCCCAGCUGGAUUUAUCUAUUCCGAAUGUGCUUCCAUAUGUAAAUUAUCUUGUCAAAAUCUCUAUAACAUAAAACCCGAUUCGUGCUACACUCAGUGCACCCCAGGAUGUGAGUGUGUUCCAGGUACCGUGCUUGACCAUGGCAGUUGUGUUGUUCCCAAUAAUUGCUCUUGUGAAUACCAUGGUACUCAAUAUCUGGCUGGAGAAAAGGUCAAAGUGAAAUGCAAUGAUUGCACUUGUGUACGAGGUCGAUGGAAAUGUACUCAAGACAAAUGUGCAGGAACCUGCAGCAUUUUGGGAAGAGCACACUUUAACACAUUUGAUGGAGAGAUAUUUAAAUUUGAACCUACUGCUUGUCACUAUGAUUUGGUCCAGCCAAUAAGAACCUACACCGACAAACGAGCCAAUUUGAGAAUCACGGCUGCUUACAGGCCCUGCUCAAGUGGUUGGAAGAUAAAACAAAACUGUCUGAUGAAAGUUAUAAUUUCUGCUUAUGGAGUCACCAUCACUUUGGAUGGUAGCCAAAUCAGUGUCAACGAUGAGAUUAAUCCUGUACUGCCCUAUCUGUCUCGCUAUAUCUAUGUGAAGAAAGCAACGCAUCAGUUUGUUUUAGUGGAAGGUUUUGGAUUCCGUGUUCUCUUUAAUCCAAACCAUCAACUCUAUAUUAAACUGUAUCCAUUCUUUGAAAACAAGGUUCAAGGUUUGUGUGGAAGAUUCAACUACAAACGAGCUGAUGAAAUAACUGGGAAGAACGGGGCCCCUGAAACGGUGGAAAAGUUUCUGGAAAUUUAUAAAGACAGGACUUGUGCAGAUGCCCCAAGAAGACUUGGAGAUCCCUGUACAGAUUUCUAUUAUGCAAAAGAAAAUGCUGAAGCAACCUGUAAGUUUCUUAAAGAUGAACAUCUGUUUUCCAAGUGUUUCAGUUACGUGGAUUACAUGUAUUAUUACAAAAUGUGCAAAUAUGAAAUGUGUCUUUCGAGUGACAUCCUGCCAAUGUGUAUUUCUCUUGAGGCUUAUUCAAGGAAGUGUGCAGAACAUGGUCAAAUAAUUAACUGGAGACAGAACAGAACUUUAAUAAAUAUGUGUGGCUAUGGAUGUGAACCAGAUUCUGGGCUUCAAUAUUUAGAAUGUGCAAGUUCUUGUAAUGGAAAUUGUCGGGAUAAAGAAGUGCAGAAUCCCUCUUGUGAAGAAGAAUGUGUUCCUGGAUGUGCUUGUCGACCAGAUUCAAAUACUGUCUUGAACAACAAUAUGAAAUGUGUCGGCACUGACAAAUGUCCAUGCUAUGACAAACUGAGUGGAAAUAAAAUCUAUGAAGCUGGCUCUAUUAUGAGGCGGAAAUGCACUAAUUGCACUUGUUCAAUGGGAUCCUGGAACUGUGGCUCAGAAUGCAAAGAAGAGAUUAUUUGCCCCAAGAAUCAGAAAUGGUUGACCGAUGUCAGCAAAUGCCAGUUGACCUGUCUUAACAUUGAUGAGGAUAACCUCUGCCCAAAACAUGCUCUAUUUGAAGGCUGUGGAUGUGAUCCAGGAAUGGUGUUGUCACCAGACGGAACAUGUAUAGCACCAAACCAGUGUCCUUGCUCUUAUAAAGGAAAAUGGUAUAAACAAAAAGAAAUAAUUAAAAUUGGCUGCACAGAGCUAAAAUGCUAUGAUCGAACUUGGAUAAAAGAAAGAGAAGUUGGUUGUUCGGCUACCUGUUGGGCAUCAGGAGAUCCUCAUUACACCACAUUUGAUGGCAAACACUUCACAUUUAUGGGAUCCUGUGACUAUGUUUUAUCCAAGUCAAAAGAUGAGACUUUCAUUAUAUCAGCGGAGAACAUCAAGUGUGGCACAUCAGGGGUAACAUGUACGAAAUCUGUGAAUAUUAAAAUCUGGAAAACUAAAAUCCAUUUAAUCCAUGGAGGCAAUGUAAGUGUGAAUGAUGUUGGAUUGGAAAACAAUGAGUACAACGGGGUUGACAUCAGCAUCUACACGGCUGGAAUGUUCUUACACAUUGCAACUCGGUUUGGUUUGAUUAUUCAGUGGGAUUUUGGGACCAGGGUUUAUCUCCAUUUGAACAAAACCUGGAGAAAUGAAGUGGAAGGACUUUGUGGUAACUACAAUGGCGACACAGAAGAUGACUUUGCUUCUCCAGAUGGGAUGCUGCUGUCCAAAGCUUCUUCGUUUGGUCAUAGCUGGAGAAUAAAUGACUGCCCCAGGAUUAACCAAGACAAACCCGCAGAUAAAUUCUCUCCAUGUGAGGGCAAUAAACGGCGUUUCUGGGCAGAAGAAUCCUGUUCCAUUAUAAUGGGACCACUUUUCAAGGCAUGCAGAGAAACAAUAUCAGAAGACAAAGCUAGAAUAUACCACAAGGACUGCAUGGACGAUGCUUGUGGCUGUGACAGCGGAGGAGAUUGUGAAUGUCUCUGUACAGCCAUUGCAAAUUUUGUGGAAGAAUGCAACAAAAAUGGUCACCAUGUUAAAUGGAGACACCAACAUUUGUGUCCUAUACAGUGUGAAAAUGGCUUCAAAUACGUUUCUUGUGGUCCUCCUUGCCAAGCAACAUGUCGUAACAUUGGAGAUGAACCAGAAAAGUUUUGUGAGUCAACACAUUGUAUUGAAGGUUGUUUCUGUCCAUCAGGCUAUGUCCAAGAAGGUAAAUCAUGCAUCCCUGCAUCUGAGUGUAAAUGUUAUGAUAAUGGCAAGUACUACCCACCUGGAGCAAAAGUCACAUCGGAAUGUAAAAAUUGUACUUGUUCCAAUGGGAAAUUCCACUGUCUCAUCUCCAAUUGUUCAGCAACAUGCAAAGCAAACGAAACAAAGUGUCAAAAUGGCGACUGUAUUGAUUCCAAGUACAAAUGCGAUGGUCGCAUGGAUUGCAGAGACGGUUCGGAUGAACACAACUGCACAUACCAGUGUAAAGGCAACGAAUUUGUCUGCGGAAGUGGCAAAUGUAUCUCUAAUGAAUUCGUCUGCGAUGGGAUGUUUGAUUGUCUGGACCAAACUGAUGAAAUGAAUUGUCAAAUUAAGUGCAGCGGAAAUGAAUUUGCUUGCGAUAGUGGCCGCUGUAUUCCUGCUAAAUUUUCCUGCGACGGAGAAUUCGAUUGUGGCCCCGGAGAUAGGUCUGAUGAAACCAAUUGUGCCGUGAUCAAAUGUAAAAAUCCCAGACAUUUCCGAUGUGGUUCAGGGAAAUGUUUGCCAUUACCUGUUCGUUGUGAUGGCCACGAUGACUGCGGAGAUGGAACUGAUGAAAUUGACUGCAAUUGCACGUGUUCAAACGAAGAGUUCACCUGUAAAUCUUGUGAUUGUAUCCCUGCACAGAAGUUGUGUGAUGGUGUCCCUGACUGCCCUCAUGAGGAUGAUGAAAUAUGCCGCUGCAAACCUGGAGAGUUCACCUGUUCCAAUGGGGAAUGCAUUGACAAUGAAAAGGUAUGCGAUGGGGAAUCAGACUGCAAUGACACUCUUGAUGAACAGAUAUGUCGAACAAACAAGACUACACCUUAUCCUUCUGAAUACACUUCGCCCAGAAAAAUAGAAGGAACCACUCUAUUGCCUUUGAUAACAGAAAUAUUCGGAACAGAACAGCCUACAGAAAGCCUUCAAGCAACAGAAAUAACAACAAAAAUACCGACAAUUAUGGGAACAACACCAGUUGCAUCAACUGCACCAGUUAUAUCAACAACAUGGCAAACCAUUUCAACAGAGACACCAGUUAUGUGGACGACAGAAGGGAAGACUUGUGUUGAUAUCAAUGGUCUGUCAAGCACAACUUAUAUCAAAGACGAGUGGAUACAAACUACAGACAAUACCAUUCCAGGAUACCGUUUAAGACCACUUGAUGCACAAGGCAGACAUGGAGAGGAAGUGUUUGAGAGUUCGGCUGCACUUGUUGUGAUUACUGUCCAACUGAGUGAUAAUUAUGAUGUGUCUUUGAGCAGUUUACAGCUAAUUGUUCACAAAAAUAUUAAAAGCUUUAUGAUAAAGUACAGCAAAGUAGGAGCAGAUCAUUAUAAGCCAUUUGGAAAGCAAUUUUCUGCUACUGAUUCUGUAUAUUUCCCAACUGGUUUCCAAGCCCAUCGCAUACAAAUAUUUAUAAUUGAUACAUUUGACGUUAGUAAAAGUGUGAAAAUCUUAUUGGAUAUCCACGGCUGUUUUGAACCAGUGUUUCGUAAGUAACAACUAAAAGAGAAGCUGUUUAUUCACACAAGUCUGUGUUGUCGUCAUCACC
Molecule: messenger RNA, 5827 nt
Organism: Octopus bimaculoides (California two-spot octopus)
Lineage: Eukaryota; Metazoa; Mollusca; Cephalopoda; Octopoda; Octopodidae
Product: SCO-spondin
Cellular component (GO): extracellular matrix
Molecular function (GO): protein binding
Source: RefSeq, a predicted model, not a curated record